This is a messenger RNA of Monosiga brevicollis MX1, 3801 nucleotides long. RefSeq lists its product as uncharacterized. The transcript has 32 exons. Bases 67 to 3801 code for a protein of 1244 amino acids. Gene Ontology annotation, biological process: sister chromatid cohesion. The record is from RefSeq and is a predicted model, not a curated record. Gene Ontology annotation, cellular component: cohesin complex; nucleus; chromatin. NCBI's taxonomy places the organism in Eukaryota, Choanoflagellata, Craspedida, Salpingoecidae. Gene Ontology annotation, molecular function: chromatin binding.
GAAAGAGUUUUUGAUCGAUAGAGAAGGAAGGAAAAAAAAAAAGAAAAAAAAAAGGCGCCGAUCAAGAUGCCGGCGCGGCGCUCAAAAUCGGCCUCGUCCUUGCCCGUCAUGGGUGCGCGCAACGCCAAGCGGAGGUCAAGCGGGCGUGCCGCGGGGCGACCAUCAUCGCGCGAGCAAACGCAGCAACGCACUUCAGCCAAGCCCAGCCCUGCCAGAUCCUCGCCGGCGGCCUCAGCCCCACGCCGUGCCCGUAGCAAACCGCGGCGCUCGCGUGGUGGUGAUGACGCCGAUGUACCGCAAUUGUCAGCUCGUGCGGUCACUCUGUUCAACAAGGUCAUGACCGGCCGUGGACUACAGUCCACGGUGCAGGGAUGGAUUGCACACUUUGGGCAAGAGCCAGAAGUCGCCACCUGUGACCUUCUGGCCGUUUUCUCUCAAGCCUGCGGUGCCAAAGGGGCCAUCACCAACGCAAUGUUGGAACAACCAAACUUGGCCGUUGAUGUGCUCAUCCGCACCGUGGACGGCGACCAAUCCUAUCUCAUUGGUGGACGCACUGCCAAAGACGCCAAGAGCCGCCUAUCCAAGUUUAUGCAUGCACUGAUUGACAAUGGGCGUGACGCAUUGUGGCUGAACGAGGAAUCUUGUCAGCUGGGCAACGCGUUGGUCGAUGCUACACAUAAGCUUUCACAAGACAUGGAAGCUCAGGAUUUGGUAAUCCAGGAACUGGGCGCGCCUCAGGUCAACGGCAAACCGUUGAAAAAGGCCCAGCGCCGCCGACUUGACGAGGCCACGGCUCGAUUGCAAGAGUUUGAUAGCCUGUUCACCCGCGCAGAAAAGUGGCUGGAUGAGAUUUUCAUGGGUGUCAUCGUCCAUCGCUAUCGCGAUGUAUGCCACGAUAUUCGGCGCGAUACCUUAACGGCACUGGGCUAUUGGAUCAUCAACAGCUGGGAAAAGUUUCUUGAUGACACCUUCCUCAAGUACAUUGGCUGGUCCUUGUCCGACAAGCACCAUGAAGUUCGCCUCUGUGUGCUGCACACAUUGGAGGCACUGUACGGCAAUCAGGACACGCGUGAGCAGCUCGGAUCCUUCACGCAGCGCUUCAAGGACAACAUUCUUUUCAUGGUCUGGGAUGCCAACACCGACGUGGCGGUGCAGGCAUUUGCAGUCCUACACCACCUCUGCAACAUGCAGGCACUCAGCCCAGAGCAGAUUCAACUGCUUUUUGCCGGCUUGCAGAGUGACCAAGCGCCUGUAGCAAGCGCGGCUGCCAAGCUGGCCAAGGAGGUUUUGCUCGACGCGCAAUUACCCCUCCACUUUGAGCUGCACAAAAUUGAGGACGAGGCCCACCAACGUCGGCUAUCCAUGAAGACGCUUGUGCGUCUUAUCACCAGCACCGACAUGAUCGAUAACAUGGUCCGCGCAGGCUGGGACCACAUUAGUCUCUUUCAGAACACCGGCGUGCUGUUCAGUCGGCCGGGCUUGGCGCCCGGCAAGCCGGAUCAAAUCAAGAGGCUAAUCCUCGUGCCGGCGUGCGAGCAGGAUUUUGAUUGCUAUUUUGAGUUACUGGAGCAAGACAAUGUGACGGGUGAGGAGGCCCUCGAUGAAAGCGCCGAAGCAGCUGACACGAGUUUGACGGCGGAGGAGGAAGCCAACUUUCUGCACAUGUUUGCUGCGGCCAUGAAAGUGUCUCGUGAGAGCAAGUCAACCAGCCGCAGCGAAUGGAGUGCUGUCUCAAAGAAGUUUGUGCGCAAGGCUGGUGAUCUAUUGGAAAAGCAUGCGCACGAUGAUGCAAACACGGCCGCAAUCAUCAAGGCGCUCUCUGAGGUGGACCCCAAGGCGUACUCGGGAGCUGCAGCCAAGGAGUUGGACCGCUUGUUUCCGCUGGUGGCCAAGGCUCUGCUUGGAGCCAACGACAUUGCUGCCAUUCGUGCCGUCGUCAACUUUCUUGGCGACCUCGCUGAAUCCAAGAUGGCUGUCGCAGCCAAAGCGGAAACGUGCAUGCAAAGCAUCCUGGAAGAUCUACAAAUGAAGCUGGACCAAUAUGAGGCCAGCGGCUUGGUAACGUUUGACCCCAAGACUGACGAUGAGACAGAUGGUAUCGUGGGCCUCCGGCUCACACUCAAGCGAUUGGCCUCCUGUGCAACGCGUUUCCCUGUCGUGCCAGAGGCACUCCACCAGCUGCUGAACAGUAUGGUCGAGCGGGCCAUUGACCUGACUUUGGAUAGCGAGGCAAGUGCAGAUGGCACACACCGUGUCACUCGACUUGAGAGUCUGGAGCAUCUGUGUGUGUUGCAGUCACGGCUUUUGGCGAUUUGUCUGGCUACCUUGGACACCAAGGAUGCUGCCGCCAAGGCCUCCUUUCUGCAAAAUGUGGCUCGGCUCGAGGCUUUGGUGAAGAAGGCUUUGUCAUCGUUAUUUGCCAACACGGCCGUGGCGGCUUGCAUUGGGUACUGCGAGCUCUGCAUCGUCAGCGCGCAGCUGGCGCACGAUGCCGAAGACGACGAGGCUUCCGAAUCAGACUCUGAUGAGUCUGAGAAGAGUGACGCGAAAGCGGAUGCCGAUGCGGCUGCUGCACCCAGCCAAGAGCUCGUACUUUUUUGCUCCGAAGGGUUUGCCACCAGCGUUGCCGAGUUCGUGCGUGACAUGGUUGCAUUUACUCCUGCCAGCGAUGCCGACCCGGCAGAUGUGGUCGAGUACGAAGGUCUGCUGGACUCUCUUCUUUCCAUUUUUACGGCUUUGGCCACCUUACAUCUGCUACCUGAAAGCGUCUGGGUACCUUUGGUACCUCAUUAUAGUACGAAUGCCAAGGUUAAACACGUUUUUAAAGCAUACCUGAAGCAGCUGCGUCAGCAGGACAGCAGCACGUCGAGUGUUUCGGCAGCACGAGUCAUUCUCAACGGCCUUACGACUUGGGCACUGACGGCUGAUGAGAAAGACCAGCACAUGGUGCUGGAGGUGACUCGCAGCUUGGCCAUGACAUUCAGUCAGCGUACUGAUGCCCAUCGUCGACAGCUGCACUGGUUGUUCCAGAGCCUAUGCAAGGUAGCUUGCACGCAGCUUGCGGAGGGCUCGCGCAGCGCCAAUACCAUUUUCAUUUUUGCCCUUGCGCGUGAAGUGGCUUCUCGCAUGGGUACUGCGGAUCGCGAAUAUGCGGCCAAAAGCUUUGACAGCAUCGAGGUUGAGCAGCCCAUGGAGCCCAAGGAGCACAGCCAGGAAUGGCAGCCUUAUUUUGCUCUCGUUGAUCUGCUGUCGGGAGCAAGUAAAGGGGCCAAGACGCCAGCCUCGGCUCGUCGCGCAACACGUCGCAUUCAGCCAGAUGAAGACAUUGAGGAUGAUGGUGAACCAAGUCCCGCGGCCGCUCCUACUUCUGCUCGGCGGGCCGGCCGACGUGCGAAUCGUGGCCGGCGCAGUGAGCCGAUUAGUGACGACGAAGUCGGCGAGGGUGAUGAGGCGGAUGAGGAUGAGGCCGAUGGGUGGAUUUCCACUGUGCCCAAGCGCGCUAAAACGUCCCGUCAAGCAAGCCGGGCAUCGACGCGCACCCGGGGUGCAGGCCGAGGCCGUGCGGCUCUCGUCGACGCCAUCUCAGAUGACAGCGAUGACGACGACGGUGCAGACCAAACCGGGGCUGCGGCUCACGCAGACGAUUCUGAUGAGAUUGAGGAUGAACCCUCACAACCGCCCAAGCGCUCAAAGCGCGUGACUCGCGCCCCCGUGUUGCAUCUGGACUCGUUGGAUGAUGUUGAAGAGGUUGCACCGAUCACGCGAGCGUCAGAUGAAUCAGACUUGGAGGAGGUCUUGUAG